Molecule: messenger RNA, 522 nt
Organism: Dentiscutata erythropus
Lineage: Eukaryota; Fungi; Glomeromycota; Glomeromycetes; Diversisporales; Gigasporaceae
Source: the annotation of a GenBank genome assembly
AUGACCAACAAUAAUGAUGGAACACCAAACAUAAACGUAGACCCACAAAUCAAAGCUUAUAUCGACGAAGCUUGCCAGAAGACAAUAACAGUCCUUGUCGAUAAAGUAAAAGAAAUGAUAAACCAACAGGUGCAAAAUCAACAACAAUGGAAUGAACAACUUGAACAAGCCAACUGGACAGGCACGGAAAGACAAUUCAACAACAACCAGCAUACAGAAGAAGAUUUGACCUCUCCGGCUACUGUGAACUCAACAGACACAAGAGAAACUACACAUCAAGAUAAUUACCCACCUACCCCAGCUCUCAAUGAAUUGAUAGAAAAUAUGAUGCCGCUGGAGACAACAACACAAACGAAGAACAAGUGUAUGAACAGAGAUAACCUUGAGCAAAUAGAUAGACCAUUGGUUAUCAAAAAUAAGAAACAGAAACAGCGUGGCAUGAGGGCAAGGAGAUUUGUAUCAACUGGAACCGAAGAUACUGCCAUGACAAAAGGAAGUGUAGUCAGCAAUACUUCAUCAUAG